Molecule: messenger RNA, 1142 nt
Organism: Myodes glareolus (Bank vole)
Lineage: Eukaryota; Metazoa; Chordata; Mammalia; Rodentia; Cricetidae
Source: RefSeq, a predicted model, not a curated record
ACUCCGCCACGGUCACCCCAACAAAAAUGUUUAGGGACCGAAAGUGUCUCCUGAUUCCACGUUUGUGAACAGUAAGGCCUUCUGAGAUAUUAAAGUUGAAUUUUCCCGGUUAAACUCUGACUCCAAGUCGUGGCGAAUCGGCUAAGGCAAAAUAAGAGUCAGCGGUUGAUGAAGCGAGGGCACGGGAUGCUGGCGCAGGUUGCGGCGUCGCAGUGGUUGUGGAGCCUGGAGCAGGCAACGGAGGCGGUCCACUUUUCCCCAGAUGCUUUCCCGCAGAAGCAGCCAAGAUUACGUAAUAAUAACGAGGACGCUCGCCCAUGCUCGGUGCGAGCCGCCUACACUCCCUGGGAGCUACCCGCACGGGGCAGUCUCGUACCCGAGAUGUCCUAAUUUUUUGUCCUCUAGGUGGCCAUCUGACCGCCUUUUUUCCUCCACAGAACUGGGAAUCCGUUGCCUCCUGCGACUUAGGUUGGAAGUUAGGUAGUUUUCGGUAGUUGCAGAGUAGUUUCGAAAGGGUUGAGCCCGCCCAGAGACUCGCGUGCGUCCCAGAUCGGAUCCGCCUGUGUCACCCACCGCCAUGGCCAAGGCAGCAGCGAUGGACGUCCACUCUGCUUUGAAGGAGGUGCUGAAGAUCGCCCUGGGCCACGACGGCCUGGCACGAGGGAUUCACGAAGCUGCCAAAGCCUUAGGCAAGCGCCAGGCCCACCUCUGUGUGCUGGCAUCCAACUGUGAUAAGCCCACGCACACCAAGUUGGUGGAAUCCCUUUGUGCUGAGCACCAGAUCAACCUGAUUAAGGUUGAUGACCACAAGAAACUCGGGGAAUGGGUAGGCCUCUGCAAAAUUGAUCGGAAGGGGAAACCCCGGAAAGUAAUAGGUUGCAGUUGUGUGGUGGUUAAGAACUAUGGCAAAGAGUCUCAGGCUAAAGAUGCCAUCGAAGAGUACUUCAAAUGCAAGGCAUGAACGGCAAUAAAAUCGGCUUCUUUUCGUUUUAAGUUCCUAAAAACAUAGAAAAGUAGCAGUAUCUCAAACUCUUGCGUUUUCGUUGGGAAUAAUAGCACUUUUUAGGUUCUCUUCCAAAUGUAAACUUUGCAUACUAUGUUCGUAUUGAUAAUGGAAAUUAUAAAUUAUAAAUUCAUCUGUU